AUGGAGUCAUCUCGCGGCCCGCCCAGGGUCAAGAAUAAGGCUGCUGCGCCGAUCCAGAUCUCAGCGGAGCAGCUGCUUCGCGAGGCGGUCGACCGACAGGAGCCUUCGCUGCAGGCGCCGACGCAGCGGUUUGCGGACCUCGAAGAACUACAUGAGUAUCAAGGUCGCAAGAGAAAAGAAUUCGAAGACUAUGUGCGCCGAAACCGGAUUAACAUGAACAACUGGACGCGAUAUGCCGCCUGGGAACUUGAGCAGAAAGAAUUUCGACGAGCACGGUCGAUCUUUGAGCGUGCGCUGGACGUGAACCCGACCUCCGUGGUGUUGUGGAUUCGAUAUAUCGAGUCAGAGAUGCGGAACCGGAAUAUUAACCAUGCGCGGAACUUGCUCGAUCGUGCCGUGACCAUUCUGCCCCGUGUGGAUAAGCUGUGGUACAAGUAUGUCUACAUGGAGGAGACCCUGGGGAAUAUCCCCGGCACCCGCCAGGUCUUUGAGCGGUGGAUGUCGUGGGAACCGGAUGAGGGCGCCUGGAGCGCGUAUAUCAAGCUUGAGAAGAGAUAUAAUGAGUUUGAACGAGCGCGCGGGAUCUUCCAACGGUUCACCAUUGUACACCCCGAACCGAGGAACUGGAUCAAAUGGGCUCGGUUCGAGGAGGAAUAUGGGACCAGUGAUCUGGUGCGAGAGGUAUACGGAGCGGCGGUUGAAACGCUAGGAGAGGAUUUCAUGGAUGAAAAGCUGUUCAUCUCGUAUGCAAAGUUCGAGGCGAAGCUGAAGGAGUACGAACGCGCGCGAGCCAUCUACAAGUAUGCGCUCGAUCGAUUACCGCGGUCCAAGUCCAUGACAUUACACAAGGCGUACACGACCUUUGAGAAGCAGUUCGGUGAUCGGGAAGGUGUUGAGGAUGUGAUCAUUUCCAAACGCCGGGUUCAAUACGAGGAGCAGCUUAAGGAGAACCCGCGGAACUACGACAUUUGGUUCGACUUCGCUCGUUUGGAGGAGACCUCGGGGGACCCCGAGCGGGUCCGCGACAUUUACGAGCGGGCCAUUGCCCAGAUCCCGCCGUCGCAGGAGAAGCGACACUGGCGGCGGUAUAUCUACCUCUGGAUUUUCUACGCGAUCUGGGAGGAAAUGGAAGCGAAGGAUAUCGAGCGGGCCCGUCAGGUCUACAACGAGUGCCUGAAGCUGGUUCCGCACAAGAAGUUCACAUUUGCCAAGUUAUGGCUCAUGAAGGCGCAAUUUGAGGUCCGCCAGAUGGAACUUCCGGCUGCCCGCAAGACUCUGGGCCAGGCGAUAGGCAUGUGCCCCAAGGACAAGCUGUUCCGGGGUUACAUCGACCUGGAACGCCAGCUGUUUGAGUUUGUGCGAUGUCGGACGCUGUUUGAGAAGCAGAUCGAGUGGAACGCGUCCAACAGCCAGUCGUGGAUACAGUACGCAGAACUCGAGCGCGGUUUGGAUGACUCCGAGCGUGCGCGAGGCAUCUACGAGUUGGGCAUUGCACAGCCAACUCUGGAUAUGCCCGAGUUGGUGUGGAAGUCCUAUAUUGACUUUGAAGAGUACGAAGGCGAAUAUGACCGGGUGCGGGAGCUUUACGAACGACUCCUGGAGAAGACCGACCACGUCAAAGUGUGGAUCAACUAUGCGCGGUUUGAGAUCAACGUGCCGGAGGACGAGGACGAGGAAGAGGAGGAAGAAGCGGAGGAGCGACCCAUCAGCGACGAGGCCAAGCGACGUGCUCGGGGGAUCUUCGAACGAGCGCACAAGGUGUUCAAGGACAAGGAGCUCAAGGAAGAGCGUGUGGAACUCCUCAACGCCUGGCGAUCGUUCGAGCACACGCAUGGAUCGCCCGAGGAUAUCGAAAAGAUCGAGAAGCAGAUGCCACGGCGAGCCAAGAAGCGCCGCAAGAUGGACGACGACCGCUACGAGGAAUACAUGGACUACGUAUUCCCAGCGGACGACCAGUCGUCGGCGAACCUCUCGCGUCUGUUGCAGAGAGCGCACCAGUGGAAGCAAGAACAGGGCCAGGCAUAA
Molecule: messenger RNA, 2025 nt
Organism: Aspergillus tanneri
Lineage: Eukaryota; Fungi; Ascomycota; Eurotiomycetes; Eurotiales; Aspergillaceae
Gene: clf1
Product: putative cell cycle control protein (Cwf4)
Exons: 2
Coding region: 1-2025 (674 amino acids)
Biological process (GO): spliceosomal complex assembly; mRNA splicing, via spliceosome
Cellular component (GO): Prp19 complex; post-mRNA release spliceosomal complex; U2-type catalytic step 2 spliceosome
Molecular function (GO): protein binding
Source: RefSeq, a predicted model, not a curated record